GGGCGGGGCCAGCGGAGCGGCCAACAAGCCUCGCGGCGAUUGGCGGCGGCGGGACGUUCAAAUCAGUACGGGGCGCUCCGAUUGGCCCGGGGUCGCCGCGGCAGGCCGGGCUCCCUCCUCGCGCUCGGACGGGUAUUGUCUGACGGCUCCUGAGGCGGUUCGAGCGGCGGAGUCGGGGACCGGCGGUGGCACCAUGGCAGGUGGGAAGGCCGGGAAGGACAGCGGGAAGGCCAAGGCGAAGGCGGUGUCUCGCUCGCAGAGAGCCGGAUUGCAGUUCCCCGUGGGCCGCAUCCAUCGGCACCUGAAGACUCGCACCACCAGCCACGGGCGGGUCGGCGCCACCGCCGCCGUGUACAGCGCCGCCAUCCUCGAGUACCUCACGGCUGAGGUCCUGGAGCUGGCAGGCAACGCCUCCAAGGACCUCAAAGUGAAGCGCAUCACCCCCCGCCAUUUGCAGCUGGCGAUCCGGGGGGACGAAGAGUUGGAUUCCCUCAUCAAAGCCACCAUCGCGGGGGGAGGCGUCAUCCCGCACAUCCACAAGUCGCUGAUCGGGAAGAAGGGGCAGCAGAAAACCGCGUAGGGACGGCGCUCCGACCUGGCGCCGCUGCGGCCCAGCGCUGCUGGGAUGUGGGGGGGGGGGGGAGGGGGCAAAGGGGA
Lagopus muta (rock ptarmigan) is the source of this 657-nucleotide messenger RNA. Its product is annotated as histone H2A.V. Lineage: Eukaryota; Metazoa; Chordata; Aves; Galliformes; Phasianidae. The record is from RefSeq and is a predicted model, not a curated record. Gene Ontology annotation, cellular component: nucleosome. Gene Ontology annotation, molecular function: structural constituent of chromatin; protein heterodimerization activity; DNA binding.